Molecule: messenger RNA, 8868 nt
Organism: Piliocolobus tephrosceles (Ugandan red Colobus)
Lineage: Eukaryota; Metazoa; Chordata; Mammalia; Primates; Cercopithecidae
Gene: HEXD
Product: hexosaminidase D
Exons: 16
Coding region: 377-1837 (486 amino acids)
Biological process (GO): carbohydrate metabolic process
Molecular function (GO): hexosaminidase activity
Source: RefSeq, a predicted model, not a curated record
CUGCUCCGGUUCCGGCGCUCGGCCGCUCCGUUGCCCUCGGCCGCCUUGGUUGCGGCCCUCCGCUGAGGCGCCAUCGGGCCAGGCCGCCGCAGAGCCGAGCCGGACGCGGGCGCCAGGCCCGGGGACGGACGCCGUGACAGGGAGCGCGAGGCGGGCGCGGCGCAGGGACGCGGGAGCGACGCGCUCGGCCAUCGGCCCCUGGGCUGGCGGCCAGGCCCGAGCAAUCGGCGGCCGAUCUGGGCGGGGCUCAGAGCGGAGGCGGCGGCCGCGGGGGCGAGGUCCGCCUGGUUGCACCCCCGGACCUCGCGGGACCGCGGCGGCGCAGGAAGAAGUCCCCGAGGAGACUUCCCCAUAGGAGUUCACAGAAAAUAUUGAAAUGUCAGGUUCCACGCCAUUUAAGAUGAGAUUAGUUCAUUUAGACCUUAAAGGAGCUCCACCAAAGGUCUCAUACCUCUCAGAGAUUUUUCCUCUGUUCGGUGCGCUAGGUGCAAACGGCCUCCUCAUUGAGUAUGAAGACAUGUUUCCCUACGAGGGCCCUCUGAGGCUGCUGAGGGCCAAGUACGCCUACAGCCCCUCUGAAAUCAAAGAGAUCCUGCAUCUGGCUGGACUCAAUGAGCUGGAGGUGAUUCCCUUGGUGCAGACAUUUGGACACAUGGAGUUUGUGCUGAAGCAUGCAGCCUUCGCCCACCUGCGGGAGGUGGGCCCCUUCCCCUGCACCCUGAACCCCCACGAGGCAGAGUCCCUGGCACUGGUGGGCGCCAUGAUCGACCAGGUCCUGGAGCUGCACCCAGGCGCCCGAUGGCUGCACGUCGGGUGUGACGAGGUCUAUUACCUCGGAGAGGGGGAGGCCUCGCGCCGGUGGCUGCAGCAAGAGCAGAACAGCACAGGGAAGUUGUGCCUGUCACACAUGCGGGCGGUGGCCAGCCGCGUGCAGGCCCGGCGCCCCAGCGUGACACCCCUGGUGUGGGACGACAUGCUCCGAGACCUGCCUGAGGACCAGCUCGCAGCAUCCGGGGUGCCGCAGCUGGUGGAGCCGGUGCUCUGGGACUACGCGGCUGACCUGGAUGUGCACAGCAAGGUCCUCCUCAUGCAGAAGUACUGGCGGUGCGGCUUUCUGCGGCUGUGGGCAGCCAGUGCCUUCAAGGGUGCCACGGGGCCCAGCCAGGCCGUGCCCCCCAUCAAGCACCACCUCAGGAACCACGUGCAGUGGCUGCAGGUGGCAGGCAGCAGGCCCACGGACUCACUGCAGGGCAUCAUCCUGACCGGCUGGCAGAGGUACGACCACUUCUCUGUGCUGUGCGAGCUGCUCCCUGCAGGAGUCCCGUCCCUGGCCGCCUGUCUACAGUUGCUUCUACGCGGAGGAUUUGAUGGAGAUGCUAAAGCGAAAGUGGAGAACCUUCUUGGGAUUUCCAACCUGGAGAUGAUGGACCCCGUUAGGGAGGGGGCCGGCUCCUUCCCUGGCAGCAACAUCCUUGCCCUUGUCACACAAGUCAGCCUCCAUCUGCGCAGCUCUGUGGACGCGCUGCUGGAGGGCAACACGUACAUCACCGGCUGGUUCAGCCCCUACCACCGCCGGCGGAAGCUCAUCCACCCGGUCAUGGUUCAGCACAUCCAGCCCACAGCACUCAGCCUCCUGGCGCAGUGGAGCACCCUCGUGCAGGAGCUGGAGGCCGCCCUGCAGCUGGCUUUCUACCCGGAUGCCGUGGAAGAGUGGCUGGAGGAGAACGUGCACCCCAGUCUGCAGCGGCUGCAAGCUCUACUGCAGGACCUCAGCGAGGUGGCCACCCCCCCACCCCCACCCACCAGCCCUGGCAGGGACGCUGCUCAGGACCCCUGAGGGGACAGCUCGUGCCAGGGGGCUCUUGCUGUGGGCUGAGGGCCUCUGGGCUGCCAACGGUCAGCCAGGGCAACAGGGGCCCACGUGAGUGUUGCACCCUGUGGCCCAGCAGUGUCUGGCCCACACACAGUUCCUGAGGGCCCUGGGCAACCUCUGGGGAAAGACUAGAAAACACAGAAGGAAGCAGCACAGGGAGACCCGCUUUGUGACACUGACUCUUCGAAAAUAAAGAGUGGAAGCCGCGGGUGACAUGCGAAGGGUUAUUUAUGGUUAUUAUGACCAUGUCCUGCAAAGAGGGGCUGGCAGCCACUACUGAGGAGGAGGGUCCCACCUCUCUCCUGUCGGCUUUCACCGAGGCCACAGCCAGACCUGGGGCAAAGGUGUUCCCGGUCCUACCCAGCCAUUCCUGGGCCUGCCGCCUCGGGGCUCACAGGACCCAGGAGUCCCCGGUUCACAGGCCAGGGCAUCAGGCCAGGCGCGCUCGGUGCACACUGCACCUGAGAGGACCUGGGUGCGCUCAGGAGACCAAGAGCCCCAGCGGGUCAGGAUGGUUGGCAUUCAGCUCCUACAAGGUGGGGGAAAGAGGCUGGAACUCAACGAAUGCAGAAAAUCUCCUAUUUUUCUUGUUAGUUUUUUUGCAAAGACAGGAUCUUGCUGUGUUGCCCAGGCUGGUCUUGGACUUCUGGCCUCAAGCAAUCCUCCCGCCUCCCAAAGUGCUGGGAUUACUGGCAUGAACCAUUGCGUCCGGCCGGAGCUCCCGGUUUCUAAGCACUGCACAAUACUAGAAGAGCUGACCUUUUUUCUGGCCUCGCAGCUUCUGCUGAGGCUGAGGGUAAGGAACAAAGAAACCUUUCUGUGACGACCACAGGGGCAGAGCGGUCUAUGUGCCGAGAUCCUGGCAUCAUCAAGGGAGGUGGGUCCUUGGGGAGGGGCAGCUUCCACAGUGUGGCUUCAGCGUGCACAGCCAGGUAGGCCCCGGAUGUUUGCCCCUCGCUGCCCUUGGGGAAGCACCUGACCGCUGGGGAAGUCCACCCAGGGAGAGGACACUGUCGGGGACAACACGCAGCAUCAGCACCCACAGGGGCCCAGCCUCUCCACUCGCCCGAGGUCUGGCUGUGGCCCCCAGCAGAAGUCCAGGGCUGGCGAGACCUCCGGCUGCAGGAAGGCAGGCCCAGGCCUCACGAUGGAGAACGUCGGGGUGUCCUGGUCCGGCCUGCUGUUUCGUGCAGUGUGAAAGCAGCAGCGUGAGCAGGCAAGAGGCCAACUCGGCUGGAGGCACCGACUGAAGCCAAGGCCACGGGGUUCUGUGGGCUGUGCACGGGCUCAGGCACACCAGGAAUGUGCCACGGGUCCUGUGGGUGGUGCACAGGCUCAGGCAUACCGGGGCUGUCAGCUCUGGCUCCCAGGGUCGCCGGCCUCACUGUCACUGCUCUGAGACAGCUCUGUGGGGCUUUCAAGGCAGUGCAGCUCCAGGAAGCUGGUGAUGAGCUUGGCGAUGGCUUCCACAUCACUGGGCGAGGCCGGCAAUGGGAGGAAGGUCAGGUCACCUCGGCACAGGGCGCCAUGAGACCCCACAGCAGACUCCUCCUCGACCACCCACCUCCAGCAGCCCCGGGGCUCCCAAACUGGACCCAGAACUUCCUGGCCUGCUCCUACCCUCCCAGCCACGGGGGCUGCCCCUGAGCCUGCACACGCUUAAUGUGGGCCCCUCUGUGUCCCGUCCACAAACUCAUCUCCUCUCCCAGCUGCCCCAUAGCUCUGGGCGGUCAGGAAUGGGAGUCACCUGACACAGCUGCAGCUCCAGCCAGAUCAAAGUCCCACAGCCUUACCUGCGGUGGCCCAUGACUGCACUCUGCGUGAGGGGGUGGGAGAAGCCCGUCGCCAGCCGGAGCACCACCAUGUAGCCCUUCCCGAAGUACCGGACCUUCUCCUCCUCCACGCUCACGUCGCGGACGUCAUGCAGCAGGACCACCACUGUAGGGAGACGGUCAGUGGCCGAGCCGUCCCCGCCCACACGUGCUGCCCGGCAGUCACACCAGGGCCACUGGCGCCAUCGAGAGCGACAGCCACACUUGGUGGGCAGCAAAAGCAUUUGCUGUUUCCUGCCUGAGGCUGGGUCCUGGAGGACUGCUGUGGCCCUGACAGCAGUGUAGGGUCCUCCAGGUGGGAAGGAUGUGCCCGCGGUGCAGGCUGGCAGGCCACGUGCACAGCCUGCUGGUUCUCCUGGGACUGCCGACCACGGGGACUCACUCAGUGCGAGGCCGCCAUCUUUACACUGUACUGUUUCCCCAAGGUUGGCUGCCGAGCCAGGGCCACCCUGCAAUUUCCUGUGGCAACUCAGGGAAGCCACCUCUUUGGGUACCAGGGCGGCCCCAACCAUUGUCAGAAAACGGCACCGCUGCCUCUCACAGCCCAGGCCAGGCCUGCAACUCCUCUCCCCAAAGCCACGGUGACCUGGGGCCAAUGCCCUGGCCAUGUCCCUGCAGGAAUCUAGGAAGCAGCCUGUCAGAAGCACAGCAUUGUGGCACUAAACCCAAGACUGCCCAGCAACUCUGGUCGCCAGAAUCUGUCCCCUCUCUGGGGCUAUGCAUGGGCAGCCGGACCCUGGGGCCUCUCUCUGUCUGUGCAGCAGCAUCUACAGGAAACUGGUACUGACCACAGCUGGACCACUGCCCAGGCUCAAGGGUGAGGGAUUCCUCGGACCUUCCAGCCCCUACUGCAGGCCUAGUAGCACCCACAGGUAAGCUGGAGCAGGGCCAAGGCCCGCAAGAAGCCAGGUGGCCCCACUCCGGAACGCCCGUGGGCUGCCAUGGUCUCCCUGCCCCACCCUGUGACCUGCUGCCGGGGCCAGACUGUACCUGGGGACAAGUGGCUGUCAGGCAGGCGAGAGAACACAGCUAAACAGAGGCUGCCCAAGCACGUUGGGCCAGACCCCUGUUCUGCCAGACCCUUGCUCCUCCAGACCUCUGCUCCUCCCACCCUCCCCAGGGGCCAAACCUCUAAAGAACCCAGGAGGCUCUAGGACCCCGCCGAGCAGAUGGCUUCCUGGAAACCGACAGGCACUGACCACCACGAACCUCCAGGAACAGGGACCCCAAGGCCGCUGGGGCAUCACCCCCACCCUCACCAGGGUAGACACUCAAGAAGAGGGGCUGGGGCCCCUCCCAGUCAGAACCCAGAGCCCUGAAGCUGCAGGUGCUGCUCUGUCAGAGCUGGACAUCUGCAGCCAACCUGACUCCCGUUGGGAACUGGGGAGCUGGGCAGGUGCGGGAGCUGGGCAGGUGCAGCGGGUGCUUGCUCCACUGCAGGCAAAACAAGCGCAGGGCGGCAGUGGAACCAGCAAAUGAAGGCAUGGAGGUCAGAGGGCAGCACUGGGCCAGGUUGAAAGGACUCAGGAGGGGCUCCGAGGUGGGAGGGCCAACUACGGGGAAAGCUGACUCGCAUCCCAUCGUGGCAACUCCGGGAAGAAAGCACUUUGGUGAAGACAGUCACAGGGAGCCUCUAAGAGAAAAAUGCCCUCGGGAGAUUCCUUGGCCAAGAAUGGUCCCAGGUGAGUGCAGGGGCCAUGUCCUGAUGAAUGGAGACCUCCAAGCAGGGACCAACGCUUCAGGACGGGGAGGCGCUAGGCCACCCAUGGCCCUUCCUCCUCCUUUCAUUCCCAUUGCAAGAAAACCCAGGAGCUGAACAGCCCUGCACUCUGUCCUGCACCCGAGCCAGCUUACCUCCCAGUCCUCCAGGUUCUGCACGGCCACAAACAGGCAGCCUGUGACGUAGAAGAGCUUCCAGCCCAGGCUAUCUGGAGAUGGACAUAGGGUGCCAGCCUGUGAGCUCCAGGGACGUGCCCACGGGAGGCCCCGCCUAGCGCAGCCUCCCCCACGCUUGCAAGGACCGCCUGGGCAGCUUCCUGUGCUGCUGACCCUGCCCUGGCCACUCAGGACCCAUAUGCGGCACACCCCACCCAGCUCUGACCCCCGGAGUCCACGUGAGAGAGGCAGGUGGGGUGCACAGGGCCUCUGCCUGUCUGGGCAGGCCCAGUGGUGGUGGCAGGUGGGAAGGACGCCUCACCCCACAGCUGGAUCUUAGACAGAUACUCAAGAGCAUCUUUCCGGUAAUAUCUGAUGACCCAAAAAUGCAGAAGACUUAAGAAGUGAAAUGCAGGCUGGGUGCUGGGCGGGAUGGGCGUGCGGAAGAACCGCAGUGCGUGGAGGGGCGCGGUGCCACCAGCAAUCAAGGGGCAGAGAUGCCGAUCCUAAAGGCUGCCCCAUGGAUGGUCACAAAGGAUGGUUUUUCCUUCUUUUCUCUGUUUUCCAAACAGCUGAGACCGUCACGGGGGGCGGGGCAGGGGGUGCUUUACCUCCACUGUAGUAGGCAGCAGCCAGGCCAAUCGACAAGAUUCCUAUGAAGAGAAAGUGACUGCCUGCCUAUUGAUCCAGUAUUUACUGGACACAUCCACCGUGUGAGGCUCCAGAACUGACACAGGUGUUACUCCAGCAGCACGUGGUGAGGCCUGAAGACUGUGCACAAAGAAUUACAACACGGCGUGCCACGCAAAACACACAGGAGGCUGUGGCAUGUCACAAAAAAGGUGGGCCCCAGAGACACAGCUGCUGAGGUACAGCCAGCCCACUCCUCACACGGUAUCAACACAAGUGCAGCUGUCCCCAAGGGUACAGGACCCUACUGGUACAUCCCGAGACGGCAGCACCACUCUCUACAGGAGGAGGGGCCUGGGGACAGACCGAGGCAGCUGAGCCCUUGGGCCUGCACACAGGCAGGCGCCCAUGCCAUCAGGCCCAGGCUGGAGGCCAAGAGCAGGUCCCCCAACUAAGUCACCUGCAGCCCCAGACACCAUCAGCCAAUCUGAUCUGUUCUCUGUGGUGGGGAACAUCACUGGAUCCCCCAGAGACCCCGUUUCCUGUGUAAGGAAGACCUUCUUCCGUUCACAGUGACACCGACUGCACGGGGGCUGUUUCCCCCUCAGACUCACGAGCUACAGCUGCAUCACCACCUGCCCAUCCUAUCUGGAAACCUAAUGUCUUGAGGAGGCUGCUAGCCCCCAGCAGCCUUUGAGCUUCUAGCACCUAUCAGCACCCCCUCUCCCCUGUGCUGGCCUCCACCAAGAAAAGGAACUGAAAGUCCCCUCAUGGCUUCAGGCCAUACUGGCACAGACCAACAGUCUCAGCUCUCUCUCUGCCUUCCUCCACCUGCUGAAAGUUCAGACUGCACAGUGGAGCGUCCUAAAAUGGCCAGAACCGACGAGUCACCAAAGGGGCUAAUCUUCCACACCGGGUUCUGCACGGACUGCAACAGCCCUGCCACUUCACAGUUUGCUCUGAACACUGGCCCCUGGGACCCCCGUUCUGGUAGUUUUUCAGGGCUUUCCCUGUGAAGUCAAAUUUCUGACAUUAAAUAGGGGGUUCAGGCUGGGCACGGUGGCUCAUGCCUAUAAUCUCAGCACUUUGGGAGGCCGAGGCGUGCGGAUUGCUUGAAUCGAGGAGUUCAAGACCAGCCAGGACAACAUGGUGAAACUCUGUCUCCACAGAAAAUAUUUAAAACUUAGCCCGGUGUGUGGUGCACGCCUGUGGUCCUAGCUAUUCAGGAGGCUGAGCUGGGAGGAUCACCUGAGGCCAGGAGGUGGAGGCCGCAGUGAGCCGAGAUCGUGCCACUGCACUCCAGCCAGCGUGACAGAGUGAGACUGUGUCUCAAAAAAAUUAAAAAUAGUGGGUUCAAAUCACAAAACCAAUCCUAGAUGCUGGUAUAUGACCGGGCUGCCUCCCGGGCCUCAGUUACCGCAUUGCUCCCCAAACACCCGGCAUUCCACACACAAAUACACACAAGCACACUCGCAGACACAAGCCACGCGCGGUGGCAGAGCCCCCCGCGCCGCUGGUCGCACCGAGCGCUCGUUUCUUUGUCCGGGUCGAGGGGGCUCCCGCCGCCGUGGCCAACCUGCAGCUGAACAGCCGGGAGGCCGCCCGCGACGGGCAGGGCGGGACACGGAGCAGCCGACAAGCGGGUCCAGGACGCAAACCCCGUCCGGAGUGGGCCCAAGGGUGCCGGGACACGCGGCACGGAGCGGGAAGGAAGUGCUGAGCCCACCCAGCCCAGUCGCCUACCGAGAGCACAGCGGUCCCCGCGCGGCAGCAGAGAGACGCGAACUGGCGGGGGCGGGGCCGCGCGGACUUCCGGGAUUGGAGCUGAGCGGAGCCGACUUUCGGGGGCGGGACCGCGCGGACUUCCGGGGUUGGGGGCGGGGCCGCAAGCAUUUCCUGGAUGGGGCGGAGCCGAGCGGAUUUCCGGGAUCGCGGGCGGGCCUGCACGGACUUCCGGGACCCGGGCGGAGCCACAGGAGGAGUCGGGUGGUUCCUGCUAAAGGAACCAGUUUUCUUGGAAAAGAGAAACGUGCGGGGAAACGUAUCCAAAAGCAAAGAACUUACCAAAGCCUAUGAGCGUCUUCCCAACAUAGAAGCGUAACUGAAGCGGUUCUUAUUGCCAAAAAAGAAGAUUUGAGCAUGAAUAAGAACAGUAAUUUCAAUGAAUUGAAAAUCUUCAGGUGCUCCAGGCUGUAAUUCAUAAUAAUGUAUUUUUUAACUGUGUUCACUUUUGGAGGAUGCUGGCAAGCUCUCCCCAGUUUGUGGCCUGGUUAAUAAAAGGAAAGCAUCAAGCAUUUGUCCUCCCUUUAUGAAAUUUACAGCAGAGUAACCAAAUACUGCAUGAGAAGAAUGUCUCAUUAUAGAAGUUUUCCCGCUAAUAAAUGAAGAAGAAACAGGAUUAACACAUCACCUUAUGAAUUAACGGACCUAGGCAAUGUCAUCAAUGACUGCUAAUUAACAUCGCAAAAAGGUCAGAUACUGGAAGUACACAACACCAUCUAUGCAGUAGUCUUGCCAGAAAAAAAUUUAAGCUGAAAGUGAACAAGCUUCUAGAGUGAAUUACUGGAAAUUCGGAAGACAAGACUGUACUAAAGGAUUCUACAAGGAUACAAGUCAGCAAUUGCGGGUGUAAAACAAAAAUAAAAUUCAAACCCUCAA